CUGGUAGAGGGGUUUAUAUACUUUGCCCAUAUCGACAGUCUGGGCCCUGGUUGAGGCAACAGCAAAUUCUCUCCCCUCCAAAAUGGCCACCGAAUCAGCACCACUAGAGCUUUACACCAAGGUCAGCUCGGAGAAAGGUCUCGAGUCAGUGACCAGCUUGAUAGUCGGAAAAGAAGCUUCCGUCAUCAUUGACCCUCCUCUGCUAAUUCCAGACUCCAAGGCCGUCGUCGAAUUUACAAAGGCCAAAACUUCGAAGCCGGUGGUGGCUGUUUUUGCAACCCACCACCAUCCGGACCACUAUUUCUCCGCAAACCCAAUCCUUGAUGAAUGGCCGCUGGCCAAGUUCUACGCACAUUCGUAUGUGCGGGAGGCAAUCGACCGCGAAUAUGACGAAAAGGUCGAAUUCUGGCCUUCCAUCUUUGGAGAUGUUGUACCACGCAAUCCAAAACGACCUGAAGUCUACAACUACUCCUUUUUCCUACUGCCUGGAAAUGAGGAUCGUCCAGUGAUCCUUCUCGGACCAGUGCAAGGUGACUCUGUGGAUCACACCUUGUUCUGGUUACCGCGGGAAAGAGUGGUCAUAACGGGUGACGCCAUGUAUGCUCACUCGUAUCAUGCAUGGGUGGAAGAGAUCGAGACUCCGGCGAUCUUGCAUGCUUGGAGGUUGACCCUACAACUGAUCGAGGGACUCAACCCUGUCAAGAUCAUCACCGGACAUAUCCAGGCGGGGCAGGAAUUUGACAAAGAGAAAGAUCUCGCCCAUAUGCACAAGUAUCUCAAUCUGUUUGAGCAGAAGAUCACGAACGCCAAAGAGGAGCUACAAAUUCAAGAUAUCUACGACACUUUCAAGAAUGCAUUCCCCCAGUGUACAAAGAACCACGACUUCUUUUUGGGCCAUCUGAGCAAUCAGUAUGGGGCGGGUGGCAAGAAAUGGGAAGAGAAUAGACAUCACCGUGUGGCCGAGAGGACUCGAGAGACUCUUGAAGGAUUUUUGCUGCAAUCAAAUCCACGAAAAGUUUGAUGUCCCUGGCAGUCGGAACUCAGAAGUGGGCUGCUGUUAUCUUUGCUGUCUUGCUCUAUAAUGGAGGUUUUAGCUGCAGCUCGAGAAGUUGAAGGUUGAAGCAGUUACUCACAAUAGCAUAAAGUUGCUAGUAGAAGACAGAGUAUAUAGGUAGCCUGCUAGGUGAGAGAGCACAUGGAAUAAAUUGAUUCGUCACA
Exophiala dermatitidis NIH/UT8656 is the source of this 1218-nucleotide messenger RNA. RefSeq names its product beta-lactamase. The record is from RefSeq and is a predicted model, not a curated record. Bases 83 to 1021 code for a protein of 312 amino acids. NCBI's taxonomy places the organism in Eukaryota, Fungi, Ascomycota, Eurotiomycetes, Chaetothyriales, Herpotrichiellaceae. The transcript has a single exon.